AUGCCGGAGACGGUGCCAGGACAGAAGCAGGACACGAUUGAUGGAGAGGGAGAGGAAGGAAAGCAGGAGGAAAUCAAGCAGGUGGAUGAGUUUGGACUGCCACUGAGAGCGGCGAGAAGACGACAAUUCAGUGAAGCGGAGAGUGUAGAGGAGGGGAAUGAAGGAAAUGGCAUCCCGACAUCUGCACAAGACUUUGCGCCGGGAUCUGCUCCCCAACGGAUUGAAAAUGCGCAGGAAUCGGCCGAGCCAACAAAUGACAUUCCCACAUCGCCCUCCCGCCACGCUCAUCGGGCGUCGGUAACCUCGGUGUCGGAAUGGUCCCAUCAGCAACAGAUUUCCCGACCUUCGAUUGAGGAAAAGGAAGAGGAAGAGGAAGAGGAUGAAUGGCAACAGAUGCCUGCUCUGGCCACGCAUCGCAUCUACGACGACUGGGGCAAAGUGGUGGCGCAGGAAUACGGCGAGGUGGAGGAUGAACGAGUCGUCUAUGGAACGUUGGGAGGGGCGGGCAAGGGCUACACCCGCGUUCAAAUGGAAGAAGACGCCAAAUCGGCCACGAGUCUGGACGAUCAUACGGCCUAUCUGUUCAAGGAGGGAUAUGCGAGAAAUGUACUGGAUGAGGAGGAUGAAGAGGGUCGGGAUCUGUUAUCCCAAAUGCAGACGACCAAGGAAUUGUUGACCGAAGGUCAGAGGGUAGCAUACGUCGGAGUGGUCAGACUUGCCAUCGCGCAAAUGGCAAAGGAUCUCACUUCCCUCCAAUCCACCAAAGGGACGAAAAAAGCGAUAGAAUUCGCGACGGAAGCGUUGAGGAUGUGGGGCCAGAAGAUGAUGUUGCGCCUCUACAAUCACAUGGAAAUCGAUGCGCGGGAACAGAUCAUGGUCGAACAAUUGGCCGAUCAUGGCGUCCUUCCCUCUGAUCUAACCCCUGCUUUGAUGCAGAAUGCGCGGGUGAAGAAUCCUAAAGUCGAGGCGGAGAGCAGGCCUCCAUCACCAUCUCAAUCAUCAUCUCCAUCAGGAUCUCCAUCUCCAUCAACACCAACAUCUCCCUCCCUGGAAAGCCCACCUCCGGCAUAUGAACAACACACGGCCGAUCAACUCACCAUCCAAGAUCCCGACGACCUCCAAGAUGCGAAAAGUCUCGACUUGGACAUUCGCUGGACCGUCCUCUGCGAUCUCUUCCUGUUGAUCAUUGCCGACAGUAACUACGACGCCCGCUCCCGGCAACUGCUCGAACUUGUCGGAGCUGCCCUGCAAGUGGAAUGGCAAGAAAUCUGCCGCUUCGAGAAACGUGUUACGGAUGCCUUGGAAAUGCAAGAACAAGCCGACAAAGAAAACUGGAAUGAAGACGAACAUCUGGAAUCCAGAAAGAAAGCAGCCCGAAAUCGAAGAUUGAUGGUCAUGGGAAUGUGUACCGUCGGAGGUGGGCUGGUCAUAGGAUUAUCGGCAGGCCUCCUCGCUCCCGUCAUCGGAGCCGGUCUGGCAGCCGGGUUCACCACCAUUGGAGUCGCCGGGACCGGGGGAUUUCUAGGAGGCACCGGAGCUGCUGCUCUCAUCGGCACAACAGGAACCCUCAUCGGUGGCAAAAUCGGCCUCACGACUUCACAUCGACGAACGGGUGCCGUCAAGACAUAUGAAUACAAACCCCUCUUCAACAACAAACGUGUCAAUCUGAUCGUCACCGUCGCGGGAUGGAUGACGGGCACCGUCGAUGACGUUCGCCUCCCGUUCAGCACCAUCGACCCCGUGAUGGGAGACAUGUACGCUGUGAACUGGGAGCCCGARAUGCUCCAAUCCACCGGUCAAACCAUUCAAAUUUUGGGCACUGAAGCAUUAACUCAAACCAUCCAACAAGUCCUGGGAGCUACCUUCCUCGCCACUCUCAUGGCGGGAUUGAGCACCCCACUCAUUCUGGCCAAAAUGUCCUACCUCAUCGACAACCCCUGGACCGUCUCCCUCGCCCGAGCAGACGCCACGGGACUAAUCCUCGCCGACAGCAUUAUUGACCGCAAUCUCGGCAUCCGACCCAUCACCCUCGUCGGUUUCUCUUUGGGAUCGAGAGUCAUCUUCUCCUGUCUCAAAGAAUUAGCCCGACGAKGAGGUGUGGGUCUGGUACAGAAUGUGUACAUGUUCGGCAGUCCUGUCGUCGUCAAACAAGAAGAAUACAUUCGCGCGAAAAGCAUCAUCCCGGGGAGAUUUGUCAACGGCUACGCGACGAACGAUUGGAUUCUGGGAUAUCUCUUCCGCGCCACGAGUGGAGGUAUCAUGCGCGUCGCGGGUCUGGCGAAGGUGGAUGGAGUGGCAGGGGUGGAGAAUUUCGACGUCACGGAUGUGGUAUCCGGACAUAUGGCAUAUCGGGGUAUGAUGCCCACAUUAUUGGAGCGGGUUGGAUGGAAGGUCACGAGUCUGGAGUAUACGGAAAUCGAAGACCCGGAUCCGGAAAAUCACGCCCAACGACAGAGGGAAUUAUUGGAUGAAAUCGAAGCCGCGAGACGGGAAUUGGACGCUGAGCCGGAAAAAAAGGGUUUCGGGAGAUUUUUCUCUUUGAGAGGGAAGAAAGCUGGGAGGAAGAGAGUUUGGGAGACAUAUGACGAGAGGAGCAAUUCGAAAGUUUUGGAGGGGGAUGUGGGGGAGGUGGAGAGGGUCAAUGCGGAAGUUUUAAAAGAGGGUGGGUUCGGUGGGGAUGUCAUGUUUGAUGUCGAGGCCAUAAGGAAGGAGGCGCUUGCGUUGGCUGUGCAGCGGCCCGGGGAUUUGGAGGAGAUUAAACAGCAUUUGAGCGUGAGGGAGAUUCAGGGGACUUUGCCUGCGCUGAAGAUUGAUGGGGGUGGAAGGGGAGGGAAAGAGGGGGAGGGGGAUGGGGAUGGAAGUCCGACUACAUCUCCCACGGUCGCCGGGGGCAAGAGUCCUGUCAAACAGUAUGGAUCUCUGGCCGAGGAGGGUGUCGCAGGAGGAAGAGGGGGAGGAGGAAGAAAUCCCGCACCCAUUCGAUCUUUCACUGCUCCUUUGCAUGGUGGGAGUAGUAGCGGGAAUGGGAAUGCUAGCCAUUCUUCCAUUCAUGUAAAGGACGAAGGAGAAGAAGACGAGAGACCGGGCAUGAAUUCUAGGAGUUUUAGUUCGGAUGUCUCUUCUUCCAUCCAGCAGCAGCAGCAGCAGCAGCAGCAACAACGAGGCACUGGGAUGGAUGAGAGGAGAAGGGAAGGGGAAGAGGGAAGAAGAAAUCCUUGGGGAGGUUAUCAUACUGGGGAUGUAGAUAUCGAUGAUCCCGAGUUUGGGAGGGAGGAAGAGGGGGAAGUUCGCAUGACUUUUUGA
Ramularia collo-cygni is the source of this 3303-nucleotide messenger RNA. Its product is annotated as related to DUF726 domain protein. The record is from RefSeq and is a predicted model, not a curated record. The transcript has a single exon. The coding region runs from base 1 to 3303 and encodes 1100 amino acids. Lineage: Eukaryota; Fungi; Ascomycota; Dothideomycetes; Mycosphaerellales; Mycosphaerellaceae.